Messenger RNA from Didymodactylos carnosus, 14268 nucleotides. The record is from the annotation of a GenBank genome assembly. Lineage: Eukaryota; Metazoa; Rotifera; Eurotatoria; Philodinida; Philodinidae.
AUGGAUCAUCUGGGCAGGCUCAUUAUUGACCGAAAAGAUAAAAAAGCUGAAGAUGCACGUGCUCGUGAAGAACGCGAAGGGAAACGUGCUCAAUUAGAUGAUCGUCAUCAUCAUUUAUUUGAUAUAUUGGCCACACGAUUGGGAAUCGACCGACAUGAAGUAGAAGACAAUGUGCUGGAUAGUCCAAAUUUCAAUCUUAUGGACUUAUUUUUUGUGGAUGGCGGACAUCAAUAUUUAGUUUUUUUUUAUCAAGAACUUGAUCCAGAUCAUAUGAAUACAGGUGAUUCAUACCGUCCAUCGAUCUCUCCGUUUUUAUCUCGUUCCACAACGAAGCAUACAAAACCAAAAGUGAUCAUAGCCGACUUAACGGAGCAAAGUUUAAGAGGUGAAGUAUAUUUUUAUACAUUCGAAUGUAAUUCAGAUCAACCGCUGUUACAAGCAUUAGGUCGUUCAAUAAGUGAAAUAUAUUUACCCUAUUUACAAGUUAGUGAUUCUACAUGGGGCAAAUUAGGCAAUGAGAGUCAAGUAGUUAAAGUAGACUUUUUAUCAAAACUAUCCAAUUUUGUUUCAACACUUUAUGGUGCCCAAGAGAGUAUAAAUGAACGUGUUCUAUUGAAACCAUGUGAUAAAGUUGAUGUUAGUCAUCUUCAAAAUGCAGCUGAUUAUGCAUCAAUAGCCUCAAAUAAUGAAUCAUUACAGUCAAUUGAAGACACAAUGAAGACAUGGAUCAAACAAAUGGAGCAGGUAUUAGCUGAAAGUGAACAAAUUCGUCGUGAAGCAGAUAAUAUAGGUCCACGAGCUGAAUUAGAAUAUUGGAAAAAACGUAUGACAAAAUUUAAUUUUUUACUCGAUCAAAUUAAAGGAGCAGAUGUUAAAGGUGUAUUAACCAUUUUACAAACGGCAAAAUCAAAACUUAUACAACAAUGGAAAUUAUUAGAUGGGAAAAUAACGGAUGCAGCUAAUGAAGCAAAAGAUAAUGUUCGCUAUUUAUACACUUUGGAAAAAUUUUGUGAACCAUUGUACAAUUCAGAUCCAGUGGGAAUGUUAGAUUCAAUACCGGGACUUAUUAAUGCUGUGAGAAUGAUACAUUCAAUAUCAAGAUAUUAUAAUACAUCGGAAAGGAUGACAUCACUAUUUGUCAAAAUAACAAAUCAAAUGAUUACAACAUGUAAAAAUUAUGUGACUAAUAAUUAUACAGAAACAAUAUGGUCACAAGAACAAUCAAUUCUUAUCUCAAAAUUACGUGAUUGUAUUAAACUUAACGAUGAGUAUCAACGAAAUUUUCAAUUAACAAAAACAAAAUUGGCUCAAACACCCAAUGAACGUCCAUUUGAUUUUAGUGAAAUGUAUAUAUUUGGAAAAUUUGAUUCAUUUCAACGACGAUGUGAAAAAAUAAUUGAUAUGUUUACUACAAUGAAUAUGUAUCAACAUUUACAAGAUUCAAAAAUUGAAGGUAUUAGUCCAUUUUAUUCCAAGUUUAACAUGAUUGUUCAAAGUAUGAAAAAAAAGGAUUAUGAUUAUUUGGAUCAACGAAAACAAGAUUUUGAUUUGGACUACGAUGAAUUUCGACGUUCUAUUCAAGAUUUACAUAGUGGAAUUAAUGAAUUUUUAGAUAAAUAUUUUAAUGUUAUUCGAAAUACUGAACGUGCUUUAGUUGCAUUAAAACGUUUUGAAAAAUUACAUCUACCUAAUAUUGGUUUAAAUGAAAAAUAUUCAAAAAUUCUUAAUCAAUAUUCGAGAGAUUUGGAUCUUGUUGCAAAAAUAUAUCAAAAAAAUAACAAGGAACCAUUGAUAUCAAGAGAUUUACCACCUAUAGCUGGUCGUAUAAUUUGGGCUCGUCAAUUAUAUCUUCGUAUUCAACAACCAAUGGAUAUUUUUGUUGCUAAUAAAACAAUUCUUCAAUAUCCUGAUGCUAAAAAGAUUAUUAAAAAUUAUAAUCAACUAUCAAAAGUAUUACUUUCCUAUGAAAUAUUAUAUCAUCGUGGAUGGUUUAGACAAGCUAAUGUUAUAUCAACUGGUAUUAAUUCAUCUCUACUUGUUCUUGUUCGACAUGAUAAUGAUUUAACCAUUGGUUCAGCUACCACAACAGCUACUCAAUCACUCAUUACUUCAUCUACACUCUCAUCAUCGGGUAAAUCACCCGAUUAUGUAGUCAAUUUUGAUCCAAAUAUUUUAGAAUUAAUUCGUGAAACACAAUGUUUAGCACGAUUAGGAUUAGAAAUACCGAAUGAGGCCGCAAUUCUAGCUCAACGGGAAGAAUCUUUAAAGAAACAUUAUCAAGAUUUAAUGGGAUUAUUAGAAAAAAAUAAACAAUUACGAGAAAAAAUAAAAUUGCCAUUUGAACUUUUAUUACAACCAAAAAUUCAUCGAUUGAAUGAUAUUAUAAAACCAGGUCUGACAACAUUGACAUGGGCAUCGUUAAACAUCGACGAUUAUGUUCGAUCGGUUCGUGAUGCAUUAUCUGAAUUUGAUUUAAUAUUAGAACGAUCAAAUGAUUUGGUAGCCUUUCGAAUUGAUGCUGUCCUAGAUGAAAUUGCAUCCAUGUCACUUUGUGAAUUACCAGAAGAUGAACCAAUAUCACCAGAAAAAUUUUUAGAAAAUACUCAAGAAUUAUGUGCACGUUGUUCUCAGUUAAUGCAAAUAAAAUCGCGUAAUAUUGAAGAUGCUGUUUUGGAAGUGAUUGAUUUAUUCUGUGGUACCGGUAUGGAUGGAGAGCAUGGAGGUUAUCCAAAUGGAGAUUAUGACGAUGAAGAAACAACAGAUGAUGAUACAACUGUCAUUAAUAGUCGAAUACAUACCGGAAAAAGUCGAACCAGUAAUCUACUAAAUAACUUAGCCUCAAAUAGCCAUCAACGUAUACCGUCAUCACAAGUAAAUGGACGAUUGAAAUCAGGAACUCAUCAAAAACAGUUACAACAAAAUGGUAUUGGUGGUAGACGAAAACGUGAACAAAGUGAACAAUUACAAACAGCUAUUAUGGAAUUGAUCAAUCAUUUUAGUCAUAGAAAUUUGGAUGCAAUAGUAAGAGUGGUUAAAUCAACUCUAGAAAAGUUGAGAAAACGAAUUACAUCAACGCUGACAUAUGGUCGUAAUCAUCGUGAAGCACCUGUAUUUAAAGUGUUUGCUGAAUUAGCCAUUCCAAAUGUAGUUGUACAACCACCAGCUGAUGAAGUGCAGUUGUAUUUGAAUAAAGCUGUACAAACAAUAUUAUCUGUAGCAAAAAGUGUCUCACAGUGGAGUAAAGAAAGAAAUAGAUCAAAACGUGGUCGAUUAGAUACGUCUGUUGAAGUUCAAAAUGGUCUUAGUGAAACAGAAACACGACUUAUACGACAGGGAAGUUUAGUAAAUGGAGAUGUUACAGAAGAUGGUGAUUCAACUGUGGCUCCCACUGGAGGGAGACAAAGUUCGAUGGAUGUACUCAAGGAUACAACAGGAGCCGGUACAUCGACUACACAAAUUCAAGGACCACAACUUGGCGAGUCAGGAAGUAAAGUUCGUCUCAAUGAUCAACAAGAACGACAAGUUGUAUUUACACCAACUAAUAAUUAUUAUAAAAAUGUAUCAGAAAACAAAGAUAUAGCAAAAUUAAUAUCAUUACUUGCAACGUGUAUUAAUGCAACAAAAAAAGAAAUAACGGUGGCUCUUGAACCAUUUACUCGUUAUAACGCUUUAUGGCAAAAAGAUCGUGAUGAAGAAUUAAAAGAAUUUUUAUCUCGUCAACCGCGUGUGGGUGAAUUUGAAGCAAAAAUCAAAGAUUAUGAACGUUUAUCAUCAGAAAUUAGUUCACAACCAGAAUUUAUACCUGUUGGUCCAUUAGCUAUAUUUACAGAACGUUUAAAAUUUGGUUUGACAACAGAAGUUCGUGAUUGGGUAAUUCGUUAUGGUCAAGCAUGUAAUCUUAAAUAUCGUAAAGAAAUGAACGAUGUCAUUCAAUUUAUUGAAGAUAUUGAAAAACGUUUACAACGACCAAUUCAAGAUCUUGAAGAUAUUCGAUUAGUAAUGUUAGCUGUUAAAGAAUUACGAGAAAAUGAGAUUCGACUUGAUAUGUCAAUUGGACCUAUUGAAGAAUCGUAUGCCAUGUUACAAGCACAUGAACUCAAUGUAGCAAGAGAAGAAAUCGAACGAUGUGAUACUUUACGAUAUUCAUGGCAAAAAUUACAAAAUCAUUGUUCACAGAUGACUACACAUCUAUUAGAAAUUCAACCUCGAUUUAAAGAAGAUCUCUUGGAAAAUGUGGCCAAAUUUAUUAAAGAAUGUGAACGAUUUUAUAUUGAAUAUGAAAAAGGUGGACCAACAAUUAGUGGUAUAACACCGCGUGAAUCAUCUGAUCGACAAAUUCUCUUUCAAAGUCGAGUAGAAAAUUUAUAUAAACGUUUUGAAACAUAUCAUGGUGGUGAAGAAUUAUUUGGUCUUCCUGUAGCAGACUAUCCACAAUUAGAAAAAAUUAAAAAAGAUUUAGCACUCUUACAACGAUUAUAUACAUUAUACAAUAAAGUAUUAGAUACGGUAGCUAGUUAUUUUGAUAUACCGUGGGUCGAUGUGAACAUUGAUAAAAUCAAUCAAGAAUUAUCUGAUUUUCAAACAUCAUGUCGAAAAUUACCAAAAGGAUUAAGAGAUUUUCCAGCAUUUCAUGCACUCAAAAAAACAAUCGAUGAUUUUAGUGAAUGUUGUCCACUAUUAGAAAUGAUGUCAAAUAAAGCAAUGCAGCAUCGUCAUUGGCAGCGUAUUGCCGAUGUGACAGGUGUCCAUAAUUUAGAUGUUGAAGCCGAUGAUUUUCGUCUUCGAAAUGUUAUGGAUUUACCAUUACUUCAAUUUAAAGAAGAUAUUGAAGAUAUUUGUAUAGCUGCUGUAAAAGAACGUGAUAUUGAAGCAAAAUUAAAACAAGUUGAAAAUGAUUGGAAAUCACAAGAAUUUAAUUUUGCCCAAUUUAAAACUAGAGGUGAACUAUUAUUAAAAGGUGAUCGAAUACAAGAAGUGAUUGGAUUAUUAGAAGAUUCACUUAUGCUAUUGGGAUCAUUAAUGAGUAACAGAUACAAUGUUCCAUUUCGUAAACAAAUUCAAAAAUGGGUUAAAGAUUUAACAGAUACAAAUGAAAUUAUUGAAAAUUGGAUGCGUGUACAAAAUUUAUGGGUUUAUUUAGAAGCUGUUUUUGUUGGUGGUGAUAUUGCCAAACAAUUACCUCAAGAAGCUAAACGUUUUUCAUCUAUUGAUAAAUCAUGGUUAAAAAUCAUGUCAAAAGCUCAUGAACAACCGGCUGUCGUUCAAUGUUGUACAACAGAUGAAACACUCAAACAAUUAUUACCUCAUCUUUUAGAACAAUUAGAAUUAUGUCAAAAAUCAUUAACAGGUUAUUUGGAACGAAAACGAUUGUUAUUUCCAAGAUUUUUCUUUGUAUCGGAUCCUGCUCUAUUAGAAAUUCUUGGUCAAGCAAGUGAUCCACAUACGAUAAAAGCUCAUCUAUUGUCCGUAUUUGAUAAUAUCAAGACAGUAAGAUUUCAUGAAAAAGAAUAUGAUAAAAUAUUGGCAAUUGAAUCAUCCGAAGGAGAAACAAUUGAAUUAGAAAAAUCAGUAAAAGCUGAAGGCAAUGUUGAAAUAUGGCUUAUGUCCUUGUUAAAGGAAUCACAAAAAUCGUUACAUGGUGUCAUUCGAAAUGCUUUUAAUGCACUAUCGGAUCCAAGUUCAUUUAAUCUGAUCGAAUUUUUAAAUACUUAUCCAGCCCAGAUUGGAUUACUAGGUAUACAAUUGAUCUGGACACGUGAUGCCACUGAAGCGUUGAAAAAUGCCAAAACAGAUAAAAAUUUAAUGAAACAAACAUCAAAAUUAUUUGGUGACCUUCUCGAUUUACUCAUUGAUCAAACCACCAAAGAUCUAUCUAAAGUUGAACGUACAAAAUAUGAGACACUGAUCACUAUUCAUGUACAUCAAAAAGAUAUAUUUGAUGAAUUAGUAACAGGAAAUGUUCGUUCCAUAUCCGAUUUUGAUUGGUUAAAACAGACAAGAUUUUAUUUUAAUGAAGAAUUGGAUAAAGUUCAAAUAUCAAUAACAGAUGUUGAUUUUACAUAUCAAAAUGAAUUUUUGGGAUGUACUGAACGUUUGGUUAUUACACCGUUGACUGAUCGAUGUUAUAUAACAUUGGCGCAAGCUCUUCACAUGGCAAUGGGUGGAGCACCAGCAGGACCAGCAGGAACCGGUAAAACGGAAACGGUAAAAGAUAUGGGUCGUUGUUUGGGCAAAUAUGUCGUUGUCUUCAAUUGUUCGGAUCAAAUGGAUUUUCGUGGUUUAGGUCGAAUAUUUAAAGGACUCGCUCAAUCAGGCUCAUUCGGAUGUUUUGAUGAAUUUAAUCGAAUCGAUUUACCCGUACUGUCUGUGGCUGCACAACAAAUCGCUAUUGUUCUAGCAUGUAAGAAAGAGAAAAAACGACAAUUUGUAUUUACUGAUGGAGACAUGGUCGAAAUGAACAUGGAAUUUGGAAUAUUUUUGACUAUGAAUCCUGGCUAUGCUGGUCGUCAAGAAUUACCAGAAAAUCUUAAAAUUAAUUUUCGAUCUGUUGCUAUGAUGGUUCCCGAUCGUCUCCCAAUUAUUCGUGUAAAAAUGGCUGCAUGCGGUUUUCGAGAAAAUGUGCCAUUAGCUAAAAAGUUUUAUACACUUUAUAAAUUAUGCGAAGAACAAUUGAGUAAACAGGUUCACUAUGAUUUUGGUUUACGUAAUAUUUUGUCAGUGCUAAGAACAAUGGGGGCUGUUAAACGAGCAAACAAAGAUGAUCAAGAGAAAACAAUUGUCAUGAGAGUAUUGAGAGAUAUGAAUCUAUCAAAAUUGGUUGAUGAAGAUGAACCAUUAUUUAUUUCUUUAAUCAACGAUUUAUUUCCAAAUAUCAAACUUGAAAAAGAGACCUAUGUGGACUUGGAAGCUGCUAUUGAUAAAGAAGCACAAGCAGCUGGUCUCAUUAGUCAUCCACCAUGGAUAUUAAAAAUAAUACAGUUGUAUGAGACACAACGUGUUCGUCAUGGUAUGAUGACAUUAGGUCCUACAGGUGUUGGCAAGACUUGUUGUAUUCAUACUCUAAUGAAAGCCAUGACUAUUUGUGGUGAACCACAUCGUGAAAUGCGCAUGAAUCCAAAAGCGAUUACAGCUCCACAAAUGUUUGGUAGAUUAGAUGCAGCUACAAAUGAUUGGACAGAUGGAAUUUUCUCUACAUUAUGGCGACGUACAUUACGUACGAAAAAAGGUGAAUUUAUAUGGUUGGUACUUGAUGGUCCGGUGGAUGCUAUUUGGAUUGAAAAUUUAAAUUCGGUGUUGGAUGAUAAUAAAACAUUAACAUUGGCAAAUGGUGAUCGAAUACCAAUGGCUCCAAAUUGUAAAAUAAUAUUUGAAGUACACAAUAUUGAUAAUGCAUCACCGGCAACAGUGUCAAGAAAUGGUAUGGUCUAUAUGAGUAGUUCUGGUUUAGAUUGGAAACCGUUAAUACAAGGUUGGAUAAAACGUGAUCGUUCACAUUAUGAUGGUGAUAUAUUAAUGAAUUUAUUUGAAUCCUCAUUUCCUUUAUUAUAUCGCUAUUUUGCGUUAUAUCUAAAAUCAAAAAUGCCUGUACUUGAAUGUAUGGUUGUCACACAAGCCUGUAAACUAUUGAAUGGUUUAUUGCCUUCAAAAGAUGCUAAAGAACAAUUCAGUCAAUCGCAUAUUGAACGUUUAUAUGUCUUUGCCAUUAUGUGGAGUGCGGGUGCAUUUUUAGAAUUAGAUGAUCGUUCUCAUUUACAAGAAUAUAUAUUAACCAAUCACGAUGGAUUUCGAUUAGAUACACCACCGAUACAACCAAAUACAGAAGAAUCAAUAUUCGAUUAUUUUGUUAAUGAAAAAGGCGUAUGGACACAUUGGAAUACGGUUGUAACAGAGUAUAUUUAUCCAAAGGAUCAUGAUCCAGAAUAUUCAUCAAUUUUGGUGCCUAAUGUGGACAAUGUUAGAACAGAUUUUCUAAUUAAUACAAUUGCAAAGCAAAAUAAGCCCGUAUUGUUGAUUGGUGAACAAGGAACGGCUAAAACAGUGAUAAUUCAAAGUUAUAUGGAUAAAUAUAAUGCCGAAGAACAUGCUGCAAAAACUGUCAAUUUCUCAUCAGCUACGACACCAAAUAUGGUUCAACGUAUAGUUGAAAGUUAUGUUGAUAAACGUGUUGGUUCAACGUACGGUCCUCCAGCUGGUAAAAAGAUGACUGUCUUCAUCGAUGAUAUUAAUAUGCCAACAAUAAACGAAUGGGGUGAUCAAAUAACAAAUGAAAUCGUCCGCCAACUCAUUGAACAAGGUGGAUUUUAUUCAUUAGAAAAACCAGGAGAAUUUAUUAGCAUCGUUGAUAUACAGUUUUUGGCGGCAAUGAUCCAUCCGGGAGGCGGUCGAAAUGAUAUUCCACAAAGAUUAAAACGUCAAUUUGCUAUUUUCAAUUGUACAUUACCAUCGAAUACAUCGAUUGAUAAAAUUUUUAGUGUCAUUGGUUUGGGUCACUAUUGUAAAGAACGUGGUUUCACAGAUGAAGUACGAGAUUUAGUUGAACGUCUCGUACCUGCUACACGACGUCUAUGGCAAUUGACAAAAGUGAAGAUGUUACCUACACCAGCUAAAUUUCAUUAUGUAUUUAAUUUACGUGAUUUAUCGAGGAUAUGGCAAGGAAUGGUUAAUACGAUACCACAAGUAAUUAAUAAAGAAAAAAUUCUAAUUCAAUUAUGGAAACAUGAAUGUACAAGAGUUAUUUGCGAUAGAUUUGUAACAGAAGAGGACAUAACAUGGUUUGAAAAAACGUUUAAACGUGUAGCUGAAGAAGACUUGGGUUCCAAACAUGGAGAAUAUACGACACUUACGGCACAUUUUGUCGAUUUUCUCAGAUUUAUUGAACAAGACGAUUAUCGUUGGUAUUUUAAAACAAUUGAACGUGUCACUGAAGAAGAAUUAGAUGAUAAAUAUUUACAAAUGGUUAAACCAACUGACUGGUUUGUCGAUUUUCUAAGAGAUGCUCCUGAACCAACCGGUGAUGAGCCCGAUGAUGCUGAUAUGGAAGCACCAAAAAUAUACGAACCAAUAGCAUCAUUUGAACAGUUAGAAGAACGUUUAAAAAUGUAUUUGGCUCAAUAUAAUGAGAGUAUUCGUGGUUCUGGAAUGGAUUUAGUGUUUUUCAAAGAUGCCAUGACACAUUUAAUUAAAAUAUCGCGAAUCAUUCGAACUCCAAGAGGCAACGCGUUGCUCGUGGGUGUUGGAGGCUCGGGAAAACAAUCGUUGACGAAACUGGCAUCAUUUAUUGCUGGAUACAAGACAUUUCAAAUUACAUUAACAAGAGCUUACAAUACAAAUAAUUUACUGGAAGAUUUGAAAACAUUAUAUCGUAUUGCUGGCAAAGAAGGCAAAGGCAUUACAUUUAUAUUUUCUGAUCAAGAUAUUAAAGAUGAAUCGUUUUUGGAAUAUAUUAAUAACGUUCUAUCAUCAGGAGUUGUUCCUGGUAUGUUUGCACGGGAUGAAAUGGAUGAAAUAUGUCAAGAAUUAAUACCAAUUAUGAAAAAACAAUAUCCGAGACGAGCACCAACAAAUGAAAAUUUAUACGAUUAUUUUCUCACUCGUGUCAGACAAAAUUUACAUGUUGUGUUGUGUUUUUCACCUGUUGGAGAAAAAUUUCGAAAAAGAGGUCUUCAAUUUCCCGGAUUGAUAUCUGGUUGUACUAUGGAUUGGUUUCAACGAUGGCCCAAAGAUGCUUUAGUUGCUGUUGCCGAUCAUUUUCUGGCAUCAUUCAAUAUUGUGUGUACCGAUCCCAUCAAGAAAGAGUUGGUUCAAUGUAUGGGUUCAGUUCAUGAUGGUGUGGCCGAAUAUUGCCUUCAAUAUUUUCAAAAAUAUCGUCGAGCAACACAUGUGACGCCUAAAUCGUAUUUGUCGUUUAUCAAUGGUUACAAGGAAAUAUAUGCACAAAAAUUACAAGAAAUUGAAUCGAUGGCCAAAAGAAUGAAUGAAGGCUUAACAAAAUUAGUCGAAGCUGAAAAAGCUGUUCAUUUAAUGAAAGAAGAGUUAACAGUUAAAGAAAAAGAAUUGGAUGUGGCAAAUAAAAAAGCAGAUGAAGUAUUGAAAGAAGUGGCUGUUAAAAAAAAUGCAGCUGAAAUUGUUAAAAAACAAGUUCAACGUGUUAAAGAUGUUGCACAAGCACUUGUCGAUGAAAUUAAUCGUGAUAAAAUAGAAGCGAAUGCCGAAUUAGAAAAUGCUAAACCAGCACUACUAGAAGCUGAAGAGGCUCUAAAAACGAUCACACCGGGUGAUAUAGCGGUUGUUCGUCGUUUGGGUAAACCGCCGAAUUUAAUUCGUCGUCUUAUGGAUUGUGUAUUGAUUUUAUUCGGACGACCAUUGACAAAUCCAAUUAAAUUUGAUAGAGAAACAGAGAGUCUCGAACCAUCUUGGGAUUCUUCACUAAAGUUAAUGUCUGACACAUCCUUUUUAACUCAGUUACAAACAUUUCCGCGUGAUCGUAUCAACGAUGAACAAAUCGAACUACUUCAAACGUAUUUUCGCGCACCUGACUAUACAAAAGAAGGUGCUAAAAUAGCAGCUGGAUCAAUUGCUGGUCUUUUGACAUGGACACGUGCUAUGGCCGACUUCUUCCAUGUUAACAAACGUGUUAUGCCAUUAAAAGCCAACUUGGCUGUACAAGAAGCCCGUUUAGGCAAAGCGAAUCAUCAAUUACAGACGGCUCAAGAUGAAUUGGACAAACGUGAAGCGGAAGUGGCUGCAGCACAAGCUGAAUAUGAUUCGGCUAUGGCCAUUAAACAACGUUUACAAGAUGAUUUGGAUCGAACAUUGAGACGCAUGAAUGCAGCAACAGAACUAAUAUUAGGCUUGGCAGAUGAACAAGAGAGAUGGACAGCACAAAGUAAACAAUUCAAAGAGCAAAUUGGAAGACUCGUUGGUGAUGUAUUAUUAUGUACUGGCUUCUUGUCGUAUCAAGGUCCAUUUAAUCAAGAUUUUCGUUUAUUACUUGCUAAAGAGUGGCAAAAGUUGCUAAAUGAACGAAAUAUUCCAUUUACAAGAGGUCUGAAUGUAACAGAAUACUUGACAGAUGUUACCAUUGUUGGUGAAUGGAAACUGCAAGGAUUACCAAACGAUGAAUUAUCAAUACAAAAUGCUAUUAUCGUGACAAGAGCUAAGCGAUAUCCACUACUGAUUGAUCCACAAGGUCAGGGAAAAGCUUGGAUCAGAAAUAAAGAAAGUGCAAAUGAGCUGCAAUCGACGAAUUUGCAAUCGAAACAUUUUCGCCAACAUUUGGAAGAUUGUUUAUCAUUGGGACGACCAUUAUUGAUGGAAGAUGUUGGAGAAGAAUUGGAUCCUGCUUUAGACAAUGUUUUAGAAAAAAAUUUCAUUCGCUCAGGUUCCACAUUGAAAGUCAAAGUGGGUGACAAAGAAGUAGAUGUUCUAAAAGGAUUUAACUUGUAUAUAACAACGAAACUGGCGAAUCCAGCAUUCACUCCCGAAAUAUCGGCAAAAACGUCGGUAAUCGAUUUUACUGUAACAAUCAAAGGUUUAGAAGAUCAACUAUUGGGUUUAACAAUUUUGAAAGAAAAAUCAGAUUUAGAAACAGAACGUGUUAGAAUGUUAGAAGAUAUUCAAGCAAAUAAUAAACGAAUGAAAGAAUUAGAAGACAAUUUAUUAUCAAGAUUAUCAAAUUCAAAAGGUUCAUUAGUCGAUGAUGAUGAUCUAAUAAAAACGUUGAAAACAACGAAAACGACAUCAUCUGAUGUUAAACAAAAACUAGCUAUAGCUACGGAAACAAGUCAAAAGAUUAAUGUAGCGCGUGAAGAAUAUCGUCCCGUAGCUACUCGCGGAUCAAUUCUCUAUUUUCUUAUUGUUGAAAUGUCAAUGGUCAAUGUCAUGUAUCAAACAUCGUUAAAACAAUUUCUACAAUUGUUCGAUCAAGCACUUGAACGAUCACCAAAAAGUCCUGUAACAUCUAAACGUAUAACAAACAUAAUGGAAUGUUUAACGUAUGAAAUUUAUAAAUAUGCUGUGCGUGGGUACUAUGAAGAACACAAGUUCAUGUUUACACUCAUAAUGGCACUUAAAAUCGAUCAACAAUCGGGAAAAAUUAAAUUUGAUGAAUUUCAAACUCUUAUUAAAGGAGGAGCAUCCUUAGACGUGCAAACAGUGCCGCCGAAACCAACCUACAAAUGGUUACAAAGUGAAUCAUGGUUAAAUUUAGUUGAAUUAUCAAAAUUAUAUCAAUUUUCUGGCGUACUGGAUGCUAUCAAUCGCAAUGGUGCAACAUGGGAGACGUGGUUCAAAAAAGAUGAGCCAGAAAAAGUUGAAUUACCAGAUGGUUAUCAAACACUUGAUCCAUUUCGGCGUUUAUUACUUAUUCGAUCUAUCGCACCGUCGCGAUUCAUACCACAGGCAAACAGAUACAUUGAAGAUUCAUUAGGACCAAAAUAUUCAGAAGGUGUUGUACUGGAUAUGGAAAAAAUGUGGGAUGAAUCGGAUAAAUGUACACCAUUAAUUUGUUUUCUGUCGAUGGGUUCAGAUCCAACCGUACAAAUAGAAACAUUAGCAAAAAAGAAAAUGAUCGAUUGUCAUGCCAUCUCAAUGGGUCAAGGUCAGGAGGUACAUGCUCGACGUAUAAUGGGUCAGGCUUACACGAACGGUUCUUGGGUUCUACUACAGAACUGUCAUUUGUCCUUGGAUUUUUGUGAGGAAUUUUUGUUACAACUAACCGAUAAUACAGAUAAAAUUCAUCCUGAUUUUCGACUGUGGAUCACCACAGAAUUACAUCCAAAAUUUCCCAUUGGGCUGUUGCAGAUUUCAAUUAAAUAUACUGCUGAACCUCCGCAAGGUGUCAAAGCUGGUUUAAAACGAACAUUUGCUGGUUUAACACAGGAACAACAACUGGAAUCUAAUUCACAUGAAAAAUGGCGUCCACUGCUGUAUGCCGUGGCAUUCCUUCAUACCAUUGUUCAAGAGAGAAGAAAAUUUGGCCCCCUAGGAUGGAAUAUUCCAUAUGAAUUCAAUACGUCCGAUUUCAACGCCACUGUCCAAUUUAUACAAAAUCAUUUGGAUGAAGUCGACGUGGGAAAACAAAUGCAAUGGAAAACAAUUCAUUACAUGAUUUCUGAGGUUCAGUAUGGAGGUCGUGUGACAGACGAUUUCGAUAAACGUUUAUUAAAAACUUAUGUCAAAUGUUGGUUUCGAGAUGAAAUGUUCGAACCUGGUUUCUAUUUUGAAGAUCAAAAAUAUCGUAUACCGAAAAUGGCUACUAUUCAAGAUGUUUUUGAGUAUAUCAAUGAUUUACCGGCAUAUGAUUCAGGAAAAGUAUUUGGACUUAAUCCAUUAGCUGAUGCGAGAUACCAAGAAGAUACAACUCGUAAAGUUCUCGAUACAAUUUUGAGUAUUCAACCGAAAGAAGCUCGUGGUGGGGCUGGUGAAACGCGUGAAGCUGUCAUCUAUCGUCUAGCCACUGAAACUCUUGAAAAACUACCUUCCGAUUAUAUUGCGCAUGAAGUUAAAGAACGAUUAGCAAAAUUGGAACCAAUGAACAUCUUUCUUCGUCAGGAAAUUGAUCGUUUCCAACGUGUACUCAAUGCUGUUAAACGAACACUCACCGAUUUAAAAUUGGCUAUUGAUGGUACAAUUGUGAUGAACGAAGAGUUGAGAGAUGCUUUAGAUCGAAUGUACGACGCUAAAAUACCGAGUGUAUGGCUGAAAUUAUCAUGGGAAUCGUCAACAUUAGGUGCAUGGUUUUCUGACUUGUAUCAACGUAAUGAACAAUAUAGAUCGUGGUUAAAAUUAGACAAAGAUCAGAGACCAUUGACUUAUUGGAUGACGGGAUUCUUCAAUCCACAAGGAUUUCUAACAGCAAUGAGACAAGAAAUAACUCGCGCUAAUCCUGGUUGGUCAUUGGAUAAUGUCAUAUUAACUAAUACUGUUAAAAAGUUCGAUCGAGAUCAAGUGAAAGAUCCGCCAUCUCAAGGAGUCUUUGUUUACGGACUCUACAUUGAAGGUGCAAAAAUCAAAAAUGGUGCAUUAGAUGAAUUAAAAGCAAAUGAAAAAAUGCUCACUCAUCCAAUGCCCAUUGUACAUAUUAGUGCUGAUGCUGAAGGAGCACAAAAAGAUCGAAGACAAGCCUACUAUGCACCAGUCUAUAAAAAACCAAGACGAACAGAUAGAAAUUAUGUAUGUACAUUGAAACUCGAGUGUCCACCCGGAGAUAAAGUUCCAGCUGACAUGUGGACACUCAGAGGGGUAGCACUACUUUGUGAUACAAAAUAA